Sander lucioperca (pikeperch) is the source of this 2150-nucleotide messenger RNA. RefSeq names its product fumarate hydratase (gene fh). Gene Ontology annotation, biological process: tricarboxylic acid cycle; fumarate metabolic process; malate metabolic process. Gene Ontology annotation, cellular component: tricarboxylic acid cycle heteromeric enzyme complex; mitochondrion. The record is from RefSeq and is a predicted model, not a curated record. Bases 68 to 1567 code for a protein of 499 amino acids. The transcript has a single exon. Lineage: Eukaryota; Metazoa; Chordata; Actinopteri; Perciformes; Percidae. Gene Ontology annotation, molecular function: fumarate hydratase activity.
CCAAUGACAGAUCACAAUGUGGAAGGCUGCGUUGACCUCCCCCCGGAUUCACCUCUAAUGAGAAGCCAUGUUUCGGUCUCUGAGACGCGUCCAGCAGUUUAACUGCAACCUCCUGACUUUGCAAAGAGUUAACGUCAACUCUAAACUCCGCAUCUGCACGUCCAGAAUGGCCGCUUCAGAGUACAGGAUCGAGCGGGACACGUUUGGUGAGCUCAAGGUCCCAGCUGACAAGUACUACGGUGCCCAGACUGUCAGAUCCACCAUGAACUUCAAGAUAGGGGGACCAAGUGAGAGAAUGCCAAUCCAAGUGAUCAAGGCCUUUGGUAUUCUGAAGAGAGCGGCUGCUGAGGUUAACAAGGAGUACGGCCUCGACCCAAAGAUAGCAGAUGCAAUCAUCCAGGCUGCAGAUGAGGUUUCAGCUGGUAAACUAGAUGAUCAUUUCCCUCUGGUGGUGUGGCAGACUGGAUCUGGGACUCAAAGCAACAUGAACGUCAACGAGGUAAUCAGCAACAGAGCUAUUGAGAUCCUAGGAGGAAAACUAGGCUCCAAGGAUCCUGUCCACCCUAAUGAUCAUGUCAAUAAAAGUCAGAGCUCCAAUGACACCUUUCCCACUGCCAUGCAUAUUGCUGCAGCCACAGAGGUCCACCACGUCCUGCUGCCCGGCCUGCAGAUGCUGCACAGCGCUCUGGCUGCCAAAUCUGAAGAAUUCAAAGAUAUCAUCAAGAUUGGACGCACACACACUCAGGAUGCUGUUCCGCUCUCGCUCGGACAGGAGUUCAGCGGUUAUGUCCAGCAGGUUAAGUACAGCAUUGAGAGAGUAAAGGCUGCCAUGCCCAGGGUGUAUGAGCUGGCGGCAGGAGGCACAGCAGUAGGGACAGGACUCAACACCCGCAUUGGCUUUGCUGAGAAAGUAGCUUCUACUGUUGCUUCUCUCACAGGCCUGCCGUUUGUGACCGCUCCCAACAAGUUUGAAGCUCUGGCAGCCCACGAUGCUCUGGUGGAGCUGAGUGGAGCUCUGAACACAGUGGCUGUCAGCAUGAUGAAGAUUGCCAAUGACAUCCGAUUCUUGGGGUCAGGACCCCGCUCAGGCCUGGGAGAGCUCAUCUUACCAGAGAAUGAACCGGGAAGCAGCAUCAUGCCAGGCAAGGUGAACCCCACCCAGUGUGAGGCCAUGACCAUGGUUGCAGCUCAGGUAAUGGGAAACAAUGUAGCAGUCACCAUCGGAGGCAGCAACGGACACUUUGAGCUCAACGUCUUCAAACCCAUGAUGAUCAAGAACGUGCUGAACUCAGCUCAGCUACUCGGCGACGCAUCUGUCUCCUUCACCAACAACUGUGUGGUGGGCAUCGAGGCCAACACAGAGAGGAUCAACAAGCUCAUGAAUGAGUCUCUCAUGUUGGUCACCGCACUCAACCCACACAUCGGUUACGACAAAGCAGCCACCAUCGCCAAGACUGCUCACAAGAAGGGUUCCACACUGAAGGCCGUGGCCGUGGAGCUGGGCUACCUGACCGAGGAGCAGUUUGACCAGUGGGUGAAGCCAAGUGAAAUGCUGGGGCCAAAGUAACUUUGACAACACAAGAAACACUACAAAGCAAAGAAAAUACAUUUUCCAGUGUGAGAAAAGACUAUUUCCAAUUAAAUCAGAGGUUGAACUGUAUGAUCCAAACAUUCUCUGAAUCCUGAACAUCUCAUAAUAAAAAGUUUGAGAAUGCUUUGCCGUUGUUUGAUGCUGCUUCUUACUGUGUUUUACAAACUGGUGGUGUUUACAUUUACACUGUGAUACAUGUGUUAGUGUAAGAACAGUAAAUCCUCCCAUUUGAUUGAUACAAUUACAUAUUUUAAGAUGCUACUCAACCCAGGUUUGUCACACGAACGUCAUACUGUUUAACUGCCAAUGUGUCAAAAGUAAUCGUUUAGUGAAAUAUGUAUAUUUGUAUACCAACUUGUUAGUUUUGGUAUUUAAAGUCUUAAAUACUUUUUGACUAUUAGUUGGUACCUUCAUGGUAGUUCAGAUGUUCACAGUGCCAUCCCAAAUAAUUCAGCAUGGGCUACUGUACCUUGCAUGUUCUGGUUUACAGUAUGUGUGCCAUUUCUGCAGCCAGUUAAUAUGUAUUCAUUAAAAAGCAAGUAUAUUCCGGUUUCUGGCA